Messenger RNA from Cavenderia fasciculata, 3144 nucleotides. RefSeq names its product patatin family protein. NCBI's taxonomy places the organism in Eukaryota, Evosea, Eumycetozoa, Acytosteliales, Cavenderiaceae. The record is from RefSeq and is a predicted model, not a curated record. Gene Ontology annotation, biological process: arachidonate metabolic process. The transcript has a single exon. Bases 1 to 3144 code for a protein of 1047 amino acids. Gene Ontology annotation, cellular component: membrane.
AUGAAAUGUUCGAUAGAGGGUUGUAAAAUACCUAAAGAAGAGGGAGGGGAAGAGAGAAGGGAGGCCACACAUGUUCAAAUAGAGCCUGAAAACCACAAUUCCUUUUGCAAAGAACACUACACACUCAAGCUUAAAGAGAAUAGCGAUCAAGAAAACUACAUAUCAAUAUCAGAUUAUACACAAUUAGAGUCUUCUGGUUUUCAUUUUAGUGGUCAAGAUUCUUCUUCGAUAAGUGAAGAGCAAGCAAAAGAAACAGACUUAAAAUCAAAGCUGGUUCGCUUGGAUGCAAACAACAAAUUAGAAUAUGGUCCUGCCCUUCAAAAGUUGGAGAGUCUAGACCAUUUUCUAUUUGUCCCUAUUGUUGGAGCUGCUGAAACUGGUAAAUCGACACUUGCUAACUUCUUGUUGGCCGAAAGAGAUGACCUCAAGGCCAUUGUCAGACCAAGUACCCGUGACGACUAUGACGUUCCAACAUCAUCUGACUACAACGCAUUCGUAGCUGGUAGUCUUGGAGUCAAUGGAACUGUCAACCCCAGUAUCGUUGUUGUUGAUAGCGAGCCCUAUGAAUGCCAAGAAGUACCUUUUCUCUCGCAGCAGAAAAAGGGGUCAGACAGAUCAAAUUACACAAAGCUUAUGUCUCGUCUCUCGUAUAUCUUUGGUGAUGUAAUGGUCUAUGUAACAGACGAUGCCAAAACAGCAACAGGAAAUACCUGGGAGGCUCUCAAAGAGUUUACAAAGUUUAGCGACAACAAGGUUGUCAAUCUUUCGAGAAAGCCUCAUCUUAUUGUUGUUCACAACAAACAAACAACGGCCGACAAGAUUGACAAUGAUCAAUACGUCAAUCUGUUGGACAAUGCAUCCCUUUACAGUUCAAUUCAAGUGGUUUCUAUCCCAGAGUUUAGGUCGUUCCCAAAGACUUGCGUAGAGAGGCUAAAUGAUUUCAGGGAUAUGGUGCACACCACUCUUAAACAAUCCUUUAAUCAAAACAAGGUCGAAGAGUUCCAGUCCAAAACCAAAAUAACAAACUUGUCCCAAGUAAUUCCACUUCUCACUCGUGAUGCAAUCAUCGAUAUGUCCAAGUUCAAAACUUUCAGAGACAACAGAAUAUGCAAUGGUCUUGCUCAAACUUUACGUCUCUUUAUUAAAACCGAUAAAAAAGUUGUCGAAGCAAAACAGUUUACCGAGGCUAUCAAGAAAAUCAACAACAUUGUCCAUCUGGCAAUCCACCAAAACAAAACAAAAGAUUUUGGAGAAAUCGUUGAACAGUUGAAAGAAUUUAUCGGAACCAAUUAUGCGCCAUGUACCACCGACGUUGGAGGUGGUACCAGAAAAUGUAUUUUAAACAAACGAUCCCACAACUCAACAGGAACCUCCCAACACAAGUUUAACGAUGACAAUUAUGAAGAUGGUCAAUAUGAAAACAAUUUAAAUUGGCAGACUUUGUUAACUACCCAACCGACCCAAACAAAAGUGGAACUCCAACAAAUUAUAAAAAAAUCAAUAUUGCUUUACAAAGACAAAGUUCCAUCACACGACAUAUGCUUUGGAUGCCUGAUAAACUUCCCAUCCAAGCUAUUGACAUGUGGACAUUUCUGCUGCCUUUUUUGCCAAAAGGAGUGUUGUGACGAUCCUCAGCCCAAGUCUGUUUCAGAAGAGAUGUCUAAUGGAUCAGGAUACCGAGUCCUCAGUUUGGAUGGUGGAGGUGUCAGAGGAGUCAUGCCAUGCAUCAUUCUUGAUCGCAUUCAAACACAACUCUAUACUAUUCCAAUACCCAAGUUAUUCGACCUCAUUGUUGGAACAAGUACUGGUGGAUUACUUGCUCUUGGUUUGUCUCUUCCUCAAGACUCUGCUGACUCUCUACUGACUCCCAAGGAAAUGAAAGAGAAAUUCGUACUUUUGAGCAAAGAUGUGUUUGGGAUAGGGUACUUGACCAUGGGUGCAAACAUGUACAAAUACAAAGCUAGGUACGAUGCAGGCGAAUUAAAAAAAAUUCUUUUGCCAUUCAUCUCUGACAGCCAAUAUCUCCUCAAGUCCAAGUCGCAAACAAGAAUUGCAACGGUCACCGCUCCAACCGAACCAGGCAAGGUGUGUCUAUUGCCAUCCUACAACAUUGAAGAUAUACCAAGAAAUGAAAACCUCUUACAGGAUGAAUGGAGAAGAGAAUAUAUCAAGUCAGGCACCCCAAUGGAUGCAGCAUUGGCCACCUCUGCAGCCCCAUCAUACUUUAGAGCACACACCAUUGGAGAUAACCCCGCUCAAUACAUGGAUGGAGGAUUGCAUUCCAACAACCCAUGUGAAAUCGCUCUAUCCGAGGGAAAGAGAAUAUGGGGAAAGGAAAAGAAAUGUGACUUUUUAUUGUCUCUUGGUACAGGCUCUGCCGAUAGCAUAGUUAGCUAUUCUACGAGCGGAGUCGUCCAAUAUUUUAUGAAUUCUUGCACAAACAACAGUCGCAGUUGGAGCCAAAUGAUGGAUUACCUGUCGGAUGAUCAUUACACAACAUCAAUCAGAAUUAAUCCAAAGCUCGCCAGCCCAAUUGGUCUUGAAGAGCAUGAUAAAAUCGAACAAGUUAUAAAAGAAACGAAUGAAGCAAUAGAGAAUAGUUUAACUUCUCGAAAAGACCCUAUUCCAAAUGGAAUACAAGAUAAAAUCGAUAAGAUCAGCAAUCGAAUUUUAUCUACUCUCUUUUAUGCAGAAUUUACUCAAGAGGCUGGUGGCAUCCUCAAACUUACAAUCAAAUCAAGAUUUGCAUUGCCCAGCAAACUUGUCGAAAAAAUCAACAAAGACAGCUUCAAACUUGAAUGCUCAUCAAAGAGAAGCAAGAGAAGUACCAUUGAAGAAAUCAAUUCAACCAAGGAUUUCCCCUUUACAGGAAAAGUAAACAAAAAUCCAACCACAGGAGAAAACCAACAUGUCGAAAUUGUGGGCGGUCUGUCCCUCACCUCUCUCCCAAAGAAAUUAAAUAUCACUUGUCAUAUCGAAUGUUAUCGUGUUGACAAUCGUACCAAUGGAGAACUUAUAUCUGGAUGUCCAUACAAAUUACCAACCAACAACAACCACUCUUAUCAAAAUAAUCAUAGCACUAUCAAUUCUCCACCCUCGUCAUCAUCGGUGGUCUCUACGCCCCCGCUAUCAGCUAUGAUAUAA